GAUAACAAAUUAUUUGCAUUAUUCAGUGUUUGAUUGGAUGGCGGUUCAGUCGUUUCAUCAGUUCGGUUUUCUUUAUCAAAUCAUGUGGAUUCAUUUUGUGUUGAUCGCUGUAUUUCUAGCCAUUUUUUGGUUGCGAAAUCGGUAUUCUUACUGGGAGAAGCGUGGAGUGCCUUACAUUCCGGCAAGCUAUCCUCUCGGUAAUCUCCAAGGAUUAUUCGGGCAACAGUUGAGUACACUGACGAAAGGGUUCUAUGAGAAACUCAAAGGUCCCGCCCGAAAACUUGGAGGCAUCUAUUUCUUCAUAAAUCCCGUUGCUAUUGCAUUAGAUCUGGAAUUCGUGAAGGACAUUCUCAUUAAGGAUUUCCGGUACUUCCACGACCGUGGAUUAUAUUACAACGAAAAAGAUGAUCCUCUGACGGCCCAUCUGCUUACUUUGGAGGGAAACAAAUGGAAAACUUUGCGGAAUAAACUUACACCGACUUUCACUUCAGGGAAGAUGAAGACAAUGUUCCCCUUAAUCACCUCGGUCGCCGAACAUUUCCAGCAAUCGUUGGAAGCUGCGGUAGCUACGGGACAGGAUAUUGAAGUGAAAGACUUUUUGGCCCGCUAUACGACGGAUGUCAUUGGAACCUGUGCAUUCGGAUUAGAGUGCAACAGCUUGGCGGAUCCAAAGGCAAAGUUUCGUGAAAAAGGACGCAGAGCUGUUCAGCAAAGUCCGAUUCAGGUGAUCAAAGUUUUCUUUGGCCUGACUUUUGGUGAUUUGGCUCGGAGAAUGCAUUUGCGAGUGAUAAAAAAAGAUGUUAGUGAGUUCUUCAUGAAUGCAGUCAAACAAGCGGUUGAGCAUAGAGAGCACAGUAAGGAAGUGCGUAAUGAUUUUAUGGAUUUGUUGAUUAAGUUGAAAAAUACACAGCCGAUUGAAGGAGAAAACAUAAAACAGUUGGGUCCGUUAACUUUAAACGAAAUAGCAGCGCAAGCAUUUGUAUUUUUUGUUGCCGGAUUUGAAACAUCCUCUACUGCCAUGACUUUCUGUUUGUACGAGUUGGCACUGAAUGAAGAGCUUCAGGAAAAAGCAAGACAGAACGUUUUGGAUUCCCUGGAAUCGCACGGUUCCAUGACAUAUGAAGCCAUUUAUGACAUGAAAUAUAUUGAAAACUGUAUCAAUGAGUCGCUUCGUAAAUACCCUCCAAUAACAAACAUAUUCCGUUGCGUGAGCAAUAAUUACCAGGUUCCCGGCUCCGACAUAGUGCUGGAGAAGGGGUUUCGUGUGAUGGUGCCUGUUUACGCAAUCCACCACGAUCCGGAGUAUUAUCCGAAGCCGGAAAUGUACGAUCCGGAACGGUUCAAUCCGGACCAGGCUAACCAACGACACCACAUGGCAUUCAUUCCGUUUGGUGAUGGACCUCGCAGCUGCAUCGGGCUCCGAUUCGGAAUGAUGCAGGCCCGGGUUGGCAUGGCGUAUUUGUUGAAGAACUUCCGAUUCAAACUAGCAUCCCGAACAUGCACGCCGCUGGUGAUUGAUCCGUCUAGUUUCAUUAUGGCCCCGAAAGGAGGUUUGUGGUUGCAGAUUGAUAAGGUCUGACGGAUGAAGCGAUUGGCACUUGGAUUAUAGUCAGAAAUGUAACUUAUAUUAUUAUAUGUUAUUCAAAGCUGAUUCGAGCUUAACUUUGUGUGAUUAAAGCCCACUUCAAAAGGGUGUUGGAUCUGGUUUUAUCUAUAUUGUAACAUGAAACUUUGCCAUUUCAAUUAAAAUGGAUUUAUGUAUUUAAUGUGAAAAACAAAA
Malaya genurostris is the source of this 1780-nucleotide messenger RNA. Its product is annotated as probable cytochrome P450 6a14. NCBI's taxonomy places the organism in Eukaryota, Metazoa, Arthropoda, Insecta, Diptera, Culicidae. The transcript is spliced from 2 exons. The record is from RefSeq and is a predicted model, not a curated record. The coding region runs from base 38 to 1579 and encodes 513 amino acids. Gene Ontology annotation, molecular function: heme binding; oxidoreductase activity, acting on paired donors, with incorporation or reduction of molecular oxygen; iron ion binding.